Molecule: messenger RNA, 5786 nt
Organism: Drosophila teissieri
Lineage: Eukaryota; Metazoa; Arthropoda; Insecta; Diptera; Drosophilidae
Product: NCK-interacting protein with SH3 domain
Exons: 10
Coding region: 887-3388 (833 amino acids)
Biological process (GO): endocytosis
Molecular function (GO): protein binding; Arp2/3 complex binding
Source: RefSeq, a predicted model, not a curated record
GAUUGGAUAAUGUUUGUUUGUUGAUGCCGCUGCCUAUGCUUGCUAAAAUAGUGAAAACUUAGUUAACGCCACUUGGAUGUGUUCAAAUUUGGGUUAGUGUUGUUAAUGGCUUGCUUAGAACAUAAUAUAAACAAACUCUAAUCGCCGUUAACCCUUGUGCGCGUGUGUGAGGUGUUAGCUUGCGGCUUUUUUUUGGGUGUGGAAUCGCUUGUUUUUGUUGUUGUUGCAAACACAUAUACCUAUGCUACGCUAUGCAACAACAAUUCGUAGUACGUACAGUGCUCUCUCUAAAUAUUUAUUUAAAUAAAUUUUGCAAACAAAGCGAUUGCCAAUCGCACCUCUUGCUUCUAAAGCUUCCCUUUAUCGAGUGAUCACUGCACCCCGCCACCAGCAUCCCCUACCCGCCCUUUUAGCCGGCGACAAAUAGACAGGGGAGCGAAGGAGACACAAGACAAGUGCAUCGCAUUUGGCGAGAGGAGCGGAGCAGCAUCACCCAAUGCAUUUCGCAUCUCGCAUCAUUGAAAUUAAUCAAGUGAGCUCCUCAUUCGCGUGCGGCGGCCAAAGGAAACAACAACAAGUGAUGGAGCAGCGGAACUAACUAACCGACUGACUGCCGCCCGUAAAAGGACAUCGAGAGCACAAGAGAGAGGAGCAGCAAACACGCCCAUCGGCAGGACGAAAAACAGAAGGCAACACAAAGCACACAUACAUAUGCAAACGUCCUUGGCUCCUGGACGCCAACUGCGGAUGUGGAGGAGGACGCAGGACGAAGGAUAGCUGACGUCUGAGACAACAAACAACAGGAACAAUCCAACACCAACAAUACCACCUACAACAACAACAGCAACCGACAAACGCAAUUACGUUAAAAGGUGCGCCCAACAACAUGGCAGAGGCAGCGGCAGAAGGAGGCGCUGGUGGAGGAGCAAGUGGCCCCAGUGGAGGAGGUGGCAACGACAUCGGUUUAGGCAUCGGCAUCGAGAUGCUCAAGGCUCUGUACGACUUCCAGGCGGUCUAUCCCAAGACCAUCAGCUUCGAUGAGGGCGAGUACUUCAUCCUGUACCAGACGUCCGCCCGCCAGCGCAAUUGGUGGCAGGUGGUCAGCAUGAAAGGCAACAUUGGCUUUGUGCCCUCCAAUUACGUAAUGAAGAUUAAGGUGGAGCACGACUUUCUCAUCAGCUUUCUGAACUCCUCAAUCGAAUCGCUGGAGAAGUGCACGGAUCAUGAGAUCAAUGGCAUCAUGUCCAAGGACGAACUGCUCGACAGGCUGCGCGAGAAGAAGAACACCAUGGAGCGACUGUAUGCGGAGAGUUCCGAGCGCGACGGCGACUCCUCGCUGUCCUAUUCACACAGUUACAGUGACAAGGGUAGCCACCGGCACUCGCAUCCCCAUCCCACCCAGUCGCAGACGCAGCUUCAUUCCCAGCACAGGCAGCACAGUCCGCCGCCCAGCGGCAGCGGCGGCUCCCAGCGUUUGGACAUGAGCAAGAAGAGCAUGUCCAGUCCAGCGGUGGGCUCAUCGUGCGGCCUUCCCCAGAAUCAGGGCAUGAUCGAGUCGCCCAGCAUGGGCAGCAUGCAGUUCCAGGGCAGCAGCUGCACCAUCCAGACGCCGCAGCAGCAACAGCCGCUCCCAGCACCGCCAGCACCAGCUCCAUCACCAUCGGCAGCACCAGCCACACCCACCACUGCGGCAUCAACGAGCAAAGCGGCCACCGGCGGAGACGUGGCCCAGGACAAUAGCAUCACGUCUGAGCCAUCGGAGACGACAACGACCACUACGACGACCAGCGAAGAUGUGGUCACCACUUACAAGGAGACCAGCCAAAUGAGCACCAGCCAGCAGCACAAGCCGCAAAAUGGCAGCACUGCCUCGGCGUCCAUUUCCGCAUCUGUGUCGGCCUCAGCUCUGCGCAGCAACGGCGGCAACGGCAAGGCCAACGGGAGUGCGGCUGCCCUGCACCAGGAACUACAGCAGGAAGAAGCGGACAGUGCGCCGGACAAGUCGGAUGAUGCCAGCGCCGUGCAAAGUGACGACGGCUGCCAGGCCAACGGAGACAGCGCGGAUAAUAGCCAGGCGCUGGACAGCAUCGACAGUCCGUCGCAUAGGCAACGCGGCCUGAGUCUUGGCAGAGUCGAGGAGGGAGCCACUGGAGGCGGCCAGCUGAAGGUGGAGUCUUCGGAUGUCUAUCAGAUUGUGGACGCCCUGCGGCGGAACACCAACCUCAGCUUCGAUCUCUCCUGCGAGGCGUUGCGCGUGGUGCUGACCAGCCUGGAGCAGCUGUACAACGGGGCCAUCAAUCCGUACCUGGAGGCGGUGGCCGUCCAUGUCACUGGAAAGGUGGCCACGCCCAAGGAGCUGCUAGGCAUUACGCACGAUGCCAAGCGGUUGCAGUAUCUCUUUGCCCAGCUGGCUGACUGCAAGAACGACACGGAGCAACGCACUUGGAUGCUCUACGAGGACGAGGAGGACAUCAUUCAGUUCCUGGAGGAGCUCGUCGAGAUAUUGAUAAACGCCGAUGAGAGCAUAAGUUGCUACGAGAUGUCCUGCGAUCAGUACCAGAUGUUUAUCAAUCUGGUGCAGUACUACCAGAUGGAGACGCGCUGGUCCAUCAAGCGACUGCUGCUCAAGACCUUUACGGCCGCUUGCCAUCUGGACUAUAUCAUUGUAGAUAUAUUGCUGACCUCGGUGCUGCCAUUGGAGAUUGUCGAGGACAUGAAGACGCACUUCUCCAAUCUGGAUCGCUUCAAGCAGCUAGUCAAGAUGCUCACGAUUAUCUUCUCACUUGGUCAGCCCAUGCCGGUUAAUCAUCAGGAUUAUUUGGGCGUCCACUUCGCCAGCUUCCUGCUGGAAAUCGUCGAGGGCAAUAAUCCGGAGGUCUUGGUGGACAUGGUCAUUGCCUUGAUAUUGGCCUUCAACCAGCAAUUCAGCGAGCACACCUACAAUGUCAUCAUCGAGGGUAUGCAGAAUCUGCCAUCCGCCAAGGUGUUUACGGAGAAGCUGCUACUUUUGCUCAAUCGGGAGGAUGAUCCCACACGCUUGCUGAAGCAUCCCAAUGAGCAUAUGAACACGGUGCUGCGAAUGUUUAUCGACAUAUUCAGCCAUCCGGAUACGGCGGGCAUGUUCUACACGAACGACAUCAAGGUGCUUAUCGAUAUAGUGGUUCGCCAGCUGUCCGAUUUGGAUGCCGGCAGUACGACGCGGCCCUGCUACUUGGAGCUGUGCCGACGCAUUCUGCGCAAUACGAACUAUCAGGAGCACCAGCAUCGCAAGCAUGAUCUCAUGAAGAUCUUCACGCGCAUCUUCUGCGAGGAGACCGAGUGCAGUGCCUCCGAUCAGCAGCUGGUGCGGGAAAUAGCCAACGAGUUUCCGCAGCUGUUCAAGGCCUAAGACACUUACGAUCCGUAAACCAAAACAACAAAAACCCAAACCAAAACGAAAUCACGGAGGGAAACCAAAAUUGUAAAGCGUUGCUAGUGAGGCGAGCCGUUUAAAGCGAGCCAAACCGUAAAAUCUUAAAUAAUUUCAAGUUUGAUCAGUGCAUUUGUUAUGCGUUUGUUUAGCGUCUCGGCCUAGGAUAGCCCGAAAGUCAAAAAAUUCAAAUGAAUGCAUUUCGAUCCAUACCGGAUCGAGAGCGAGCACAUACGCGACUCUACAUAUAUCUUAUGAACAUAGUCUGUAAGCAGGACAAAUGUACUAGUUGCAUGUGGAGUAGAUGCAACCUCAUAGAGAUGAUACCCAAUAGCGAUUACUGCGUAUCCGUAAAGAACUAGACGAAUGAAGGAAGCUAUAGUCUAUAGUGUAACACUAAAUUAUCCCCAGUUUAGGAUGAUUUCACUAAUUUAGAAUUUAGCCAGGGACAAUUUUAGCCAGAAGCAGAGUCAGAGAUUAGCCUCACUUUUAAAUUUUUAUAGUUAUAAUUGCCGAUUUGUUUGGAAUUCAAAAUUUUGACAAAACAAAACGAGAAGGAGGAAUACGAAAGAACGAGUUCUUUCGAGAAAUACAAUAUUUAUAGCCUAAUUAUACACCUAUAAUGAAAAUAUACAUUCAUGGCAAAUGCGAAUGAAACGUUAAUUGCAAUCUACAAGUAAACAAUUGAUAUAUAUUAACGAUGUAUGACCGCAGUAUUUGCAGCUAGCAAAAUCCAAAGCGAUUCGAAUGUAACGAGCAUAUAAUGUUAAAUUUGUUUAUAUAAUCUAUGAGGAGGAGAACUAAGCCGAACAGGAAAUCAUUGACAAUUGUUAAAGCUCAAAUACUUAUUAAUUGGAGCCUAAGGAGGCAUGAAAUUUAAAAAACAAAUAUAUAUGCAGGAGCAUUGAAAGUAAGGACACCCAUUCGCAUUUCUCCCUCAUUAAAACCCACACACACUCACUGUGGCAAUUGCGUAUGACAUUAAUGCAAAUUAUUGCGCAGUAAACAGAUUCAAUUAUUUGUUAAAUUUGUGUAUACAUUUUUUUUAAUCUGAACUGUACGGUUUUAAUCUCCAGCAAGCGCCACCUUUUCUCUAUAUAUCUCUCACUAUUUCUCAAGAAAAAUAACAACACGAAAUUCGCAGCGGAUCCUUCGAAAAAAUCCAUUUAAUCUAUUUUAACAUUGUUUUAAGGCAGCUAUUAUGUAUGAGUAUGUUAUUUAGUAGUUAGAUUUGAGGGGGCCUAGGAUCUCUCAUUUUAGUUUUGAUGCAGGAAUAUUGUAUUUAUUUUCGAGUGCACGAUCCGCUGGGAAUAGUUAUAACUAUCUCUAUAUAAACACAUACAGCCAUAACAACAUAAAGAGUUUUGGACAGAUUUCAUUGGCCUUUCUUUGUUAUUGUUACGUCCCAGUUAUACAACUUAAAAAUUAAAACAACGAAACUCAAAUGAAAAUGAACAUUUUAGCUCAGAUUAGUAAUGAAAUACUAAAAGUAGGGGCGGAAACCACAUUUGAUUUUCAUUCUUCAUCGGACUUGGUAACCUAAAGAAUAUAAUGGAAAUCCGGAUAUCAUUCCACUUUAACAAGAGCAAUACAUUUUUUAGUUUUUCACGCCCUCCAGUUAACAAAAAGUGGUUUAGUAAACACUGCCUAUAGCUUAGGAAAACAUUUAAAAUUCGCUUCAGCCUGAAUUUAAGUAAAAGUUAAUGUAAUUAUAGAAUUCAGCAUUUUGCAAUAAUAUCUAGUGUGGUUUCCCCCUUAAACUAUUGCGAUCCAAUUUGAUCUUAAGUUUUAGAGGUCCUCAUUGUUAUAUUGUUUAAGAAACCAAUUUUAAUCAAAACGCAUGAGCAUGAUAUUAAAAGAUCUAUUCAAAAAAUCCCUCUAUGGAUUUCAUUUUUAAAUUGUAAUUGAAAUUGAAAUUCAGACAAGCUGCGCUGAUGCAUGAACGAAUUUAAUUUGCCAAGUUUCAAAACGAAUAGGAGUAUUUACAAACAGUUAAAAACUAAACUAAAUCAGAAACUAAAACCAAUAUUAGCCACGAAUUGUACCUUUCGAUUUUGAAUUUAUAUAACACUCUCGGUAUUUGCAAGAAAGAAAAAAAACAAACAAAAACAAAAACAAUAAGGCAAAGAGUACACGAAGCUGCAAUAAAAACAAAUAAUGUUUAAAAGUACUACGUUAACAAAAACAUACACGUUUUACGUCAAGCAAAUAGAGCUAAUUUAAAAGAUUGUUAUCCUCUCAUUUUUUAACACGAAAUAGAGAUCCUAAAUACAGAAAACCAAACAAAUUACAAGUUUUAAUAAACGCAUUCAAAAUGUAACGGAACGAAAUUACAAUUGUAAGAAACGGAAAUAAUAAAUACAAAAAUUCAAGUAUA